AUGGAUAAGACAGGUGAUGAUAGAGAACUUAGGGAUAGAUUACCUCAGAGAGUCUGGCAUGGAACUUCAUAUAAAGUUGAGGUAUGUUGAGAUAAUUGCUUGAGAUAAUGAGUUAUAUUGUUAUUCUAAUGAGUUUCACAGCCAUCUUCCCUUCGAUAGGAUCAACCUCGCAAGCCAGGGUCUUUUACCGCCGUGCGGAAGUAAAAGACCCUGGCUUGCGAGGUUGCGAUAGGAUUUGCUCAGACACGAUUGCGUUUCUCAAUCCUAUUAUUUGCCAUCAAAUAUUUGAGUAUUAUAUAAGAUUAUUUUCUCACUCUGAUAACUGCAGGUGGACCAGCAUCUGCUUUUACGAUAAUGUUUAGUGUGAAACCUUCCAGACACAAAUGCAUGCAGUUUACAUUUAAAAUCGUGAAAAAAUGUUCCGUUAAUAUAAUACUCAAUUUUUUCAAUAGGAAGUGGGAGGCAUUGACUUCAAUCCAGAGCUAUCAAGACUAGUCAGUCACGCUGGAAGUCUGGGGAGAGUUUCUCCAAACCCAAAUACCCGACUCCGCUCUAGAAAUGGCAGUAAAUCUUCCACUAGUGACGCUAUCUCAACUACUGACGUCGUGCCUAGUGAUGAUGUCACAUCAACAUCUGACGUCAUCAAUAAUGAGGUCAUAUCUAAUAGUGACGUCAUUUCAGCGAAUGACGUCAUCUCAGGACAACCACGCGAGACAGAAGGAUUGAAGGAACCUGAAAUGACAAUGUUGUGA
This is a messenger RNA of Paramuricea clavata, 752 nucleotides long. The record is from the annotation of a GenBank genome assembly. NCBI's taxonomy places the organism in Eukaryota, Metazoa, Cnidaria, Anthozoa, Malacalcyonacea, Plexauridae.